Molecule: messenger RNA, 3757 nt
Organism: Clarias gariepinus (North African catfish)
Lineage: Eukaryota; Metazoa; Chordata; Actinopteri; Siluriformes; Clariidae
Gene: ocrl
Product: OCRL inositol polyphosphate-5-phosphatase
Exons: 23
Coding region: 538-3438 (966 amino acids)
Biological process (GO): signal transduction; phosphatidylinositol dephosphorylation
Cellular component (GO): cytoplasm; membrane
Molecular function (GO): inositol phosphate phosphatase activity; phosphatidylinositol-4,5-bisphosphate 5-phosphatase activity
Source: RefSeq, a predicted model, not a curated record
UUGCUGUGUUACACAGAUGUAGAAACUGAAGCUAGCGCUGGCCGCUGAUAGCAGCCGUAGUUUAAAAAUUAAACGCGUCUUAACGGGAUGUGGCGAGCCUUUGGACAAUAAAAUGUUAUGAGAAACCAGUUAAUUAAUGUUUUCUACUAUUUCCAGGUAAUGUCAGUUUUUUUGGGGGGCCGGCGAGAGACCGCAAGCCUCGCUUCUCGGGGCAGCACUAACUAGCUUAGCUAGCCGCUAGUCCGCCGGUCAACGCUAAAACUAAAGAGGCAACUAACAAAACCGUGUAUUUUCUUCAGUCACGUUUUGUAAGAAAAGAAUACUGUUAUCUUCGGUAACUUAAAGUGGGGCUUUCCCAGCUACCUAACUGCUUAGGAAGGCUAUUUAUUAAUUAUGUCUCCGGAGCAAGAAUUAUAGAAGUGGACUGUCGGGGUGUGGACUGGUAUGAGACAAAUAUUUAACCAGUUAACUAGUCAGCGAGCCAGUGACUAGCUAAAUACCUGGCUAGAAUACGCUAACUUCGCGACUGGAACGAAGAUGUCCGCUUUUGGAAUAUGUGAGCAGACCUGCCUGGCAACGGUAAAGGGACAUGAGUUAAAGGCGGGCCAACGGGAGCCUCGACUUCUGUCACUAUUGGAAUGUUCAGGACAAUUCACGUUGGGUGUUUUGGCAAAUCCUGAAGCAGUUAAAUCCAACCCAGUGCCUCAGCUGUCCAUACCGAUCAACAGGAAUUUUCAUGUAGUACGUGAAGCAGAGGAGGCUCUUCUCAUUGACCUCUCAAUAAGCACGACAUUUAGGAUCCGUAUUCAAGCAGAGCAAGCUCCAGAGCUUUUGCUUGAAUUACAGGAUGAUGAGCGCAGUCAGAUUUUCUUCCAGCAAGUGAUGAAGGCUAAACACCAAGUUGAAAGCAAAAGUUCACAGAUGAAGAUAGAGCCUGUUGUUCCUGCCCCACUCAAAGGCUCUGUCCCAACCCCCCCUCAGAGAAGCACUUCCAAAACAGCAAGCAAUUCCUCCAGGGCCAUGCUACAAGGCAAUACCAACAGUAGCACUUCAGGAAAGCCAUUAACCACUGAUUCUUUAGACACUCCAUCCGCUCUGGUGACAGACUUUGGUUUUGAAGAUCAUUUCAACCACGGUUUAAAAGUAGAGGAAAAAAAGAAUAGACAAAAUCGGAUAGUCGCUCCAAGAGAAGCUCCUCCUCCUCCCACACCUCCACUUCCUCCUCGGAAAGGCAGUUACACACCUUCUGUUGCCCCUGCUGCAGGCUUACCUCCCAAAGAUAGACCUCCACAGAUACAAAUGGCCACACCUGUCAGGCAAGAGUAUAAUUACUCUGCAGAUCGAAGCAACUCUUGGUCUAGCAGUCCAACUACACAAACCAUGAGGCAGGCUAUGUUAAGCAGCCAGGCAGGCCAAAGAGAGGGCCUUCUCAAAUACCGUUUGAGCAAGAAGGAAAAGGACUAUGUGGACAUCCAGAACUUUAGGUUUUUUGCAGGUACCUGGAAUGUGAAUGGCCAGUCUCCUGAUAGCAAGUUGGACCCCUGGUUGUCCUGUGACCCUGAGCCUCCUGACGUGUAUGCUGUGGGGUUUCAAGAAUUGGAUUUAAGUACAGAAGCAUUACUGUACAUGGAUUCGUCCAGACAGCAGCUGUGGGUUGAUGCAGUGGAGAGGAGUCUUCAUCCCAAAGCAAAAUACAGACAAGUACGCCUUUUUCGGUUAGUCGGUAUGAUGCUGGUGGUGUUUGUCAGAAAGGAGCAUAAAAAUCACAUUAGUGAAGUUGCUGCUGCAGCUGUUGGAACUGGCCUAAUGAACAAAAUGGGAAAUAAGGGAGGUGUGGCGGUGCGGUUUGUGUUUUACAACACCAGCUUUUGCAUUGUGAACUCCCACCUGGCAGCCCAUGUCGAGGACUUUGAGCGACGCAACCAGGACUAUAAGGAAAUCUGUGCCCGUCUGAGCUUUCACCUAAUGGAGCAUCCACCACUCAGUAUCGUCAAACAUGAUGUUGUAAUUUGGUUGGGAGAUCUGAACUACAGGCUGUUUUUAAGUGAUGCAGCUGAGGUAAAGAAGCUCAUUGCUAGUAACGAGCUGCGAAAGCUCCAGGAGUAUGAUCAGCUGAACAACCAGAGGCAGACUAAACGUGCCUUCACUGACUUUAAGGAAGGAGAAAUCAAUUUCAUCCCCACAUACAAGUAUGAUGCAAAAUCAGACCGAUGGGACUCAAGUGGCAAAUGUCGAAUUCCUGCCUGGUGUGACCGUAUUUUGUGGAGAGGUAGCAGUGUCAAGCAGUUGUGCUACCGCAGCCAUAUGGACCUGAAGACCAGUGAUCACAAACCUGUCAGCUGUCUUUUUAGCAUUGGGGUGAAAAUGGUAAAUGAACAACGUUAUAAGAAGGUAUUUGAAGAAAUAGUUCGUGAUAUGGAUAGAAUGGAGAAUGACUUUCUGCCUUCAUUGUCAUUGACUCAAAGAGAGUUCCACUUUGAGAACGUGAAAUUUCGUCAGCUACAGAAGCAGAGUUUUCUCAUUACCAAUGAUGGUCAAGUCCCCUGUACAUUUGCCUUCAUCCCCAAACUCACAGACUCUCAGUAUUGUAAACCCUGGUUAAGAGCUGAACCCAAUGAUGGUGUUCUUGACCCUAAUGAGACCAUGGAGAUAGCCUUGGAGGUGUAUGUGAGUAAAGACUCAGUCACGAUGCUUAACUCAGGAGAGGAUAAAAUCGAGGACAUCUUGGUGUUGCACUUGGACCGGGGAAAAGACUAUUUCAUCACUGUGUCAGGGAACUAUCUACCGAGCUGUUUUGGGACCUCUCUGGAGACCCUCUGUCGAAUGAAGAAGCCCAUCCGAGAAAUUCCCAUCACCAAGCUCAUCGACUUGGAGAAAUCCAAGAUGAACUUUCUGUUGGACAGUGGCAACAUGGAGGACAAACCAUUAAAGAUCCCCAAGGAGAUCUGGCUGCUUGUCAACCAGCUUUUCACCAAGGCCUGUCACCAGGAGGACCUUUUCCAGACACCUGGCCUGCAAGAGGAGUUGCAGUGUAUAAUUGACUGUUUGGACACCAGUAUUCCGGACUUCAUCUCUGGCAGUAACCAUUCGGUAGCUGAAGCACUGUUGAUCUUCUUGGAGGCUCUCCCUGAGCCCGUGGUGUGUUACGAACUCUAUCAACGCUGUCUUGAAAGCUCCCAUGACACUCGUCUCUGUAAACAGUUAAUAUCACAGCUCCCCAGAGCACACCGCAAUGUGUUCCGCUACCUAAUGGCUUUCCUGAGAGAGCUGCUGAAACAUGCAAUUGACAACAACCUUACUGCCAACCUCAUAGCUACUCUCUUCGCAAGCCUCCUCAUCAGGCCACCACCAAACCUCACAAGCAGGCAGACCUCAACCGAUCGGCAGAGGGCCAACGAUUUCAUUCUAGGCUUCCUAAUGGGCAGUGAUGAGGACUGAGGCGCUCCUUAAGUCAAGUAGUCAAUUAAGUAGGCUGAGAGACUAUGGGUCAUAACCUUCCAUCCAGGUGCAGGUGGUGCCCUGAUCAUAGGAGAUUGUGUGUGUGUGUGUGUGUGUGUGCGGCCGUGUGGGCCCUCCCAGCACUACCAUACUUAUUUGUUUAAAAAAGGCAACAUCUCUUUUGCACAUUGCACACUGCAUUUAGCUCUAGUAUUAUAUUCGUUUAUUAGAGCCUCCUCCAUUACUUAACUAAAGCAGUUUCAGGUCGACCUGGUGUCGCUCUGAGAUAUAUGGCUCCUUAUUAUUUGGCCUUGAGGCC